This is a messenger RNA of Physella acuta, 4957 nucleotides long. Its product is annotated as transcription factor cwo. Gene Ontology annotation, molecular function: protein dimerization activity. The record is from RefSeq and is a predicted model, not a curated record. Lineage: Eukaryota; Metazoa; Mollusca; Gastropoda; Physidae.
GUUCGGCUGGAAAUGUGACGUUGCGGGCGAACACGGCUUCUGACACGUGAGCGAAAGCAUGACUAGCAAAGGCCAGUAACAACACACUAUAUAUACUGUUUAUUUCGUUUUUUUUACACCCAAAACACUCGGAUGAUUUAGUUUUCUACUUUACGGAGGGAAAAAUAAUUAACGGAUCAGUGAUAGAUUAGGAUUAUAUAGCUUCGGUGUUUUGUGAAAGAAUACUUUGACUGAGAAUCGUUUAUCAUACAUUGAUUGUGUGGUGAUUGAUAUUUUCGUGUUUACGGACUGGGCUAGCGCGGGUUGCAAAUUACCCCUCUUCACGAAUAUCGUCAUUACUGGUGGUGAUUUUAUUUUACUCGUUCUUCGGACAACGCUGGACAGUGAGUUCUGUUUUAUUCGGCUUUCAUUCGACCGAUCCUAGAUCACAACAGCCUGAAGAUUUAGCUCAAAGCCCAGUAUAUUGUGCACUAAAUUGAUAACCCUAUGAGGCUCGUCUGUUAAGCCGGCGAUGAAGCAGAUAUAAACGUAGAUUUAUGAUGCUGGCGAAGAAAGAAUUUUUAGGACACAUUACUUGACUGAAAAAAAAAGUGUUUAUCUUAGUGCAAGCUCCAGUUGGAACAUGGAGAAGGAAUAAUUUACUACAGUAACUGUGCUGAAUUUGUUUGUUAUUUUGUCCCCUAUUUGUAACCAAACUUCUUUUAUUUUAGUUCCAACCGACUUCAUUUCUCAAAAAACCUGUGGAAGAUUAGUUAAUAAAAAUUUUAUAAUUUGUGUUGAAACGUGUUUUAAUUUCUGAAUUUGUUUCUUAUUAGUGACGUGAAUUUCUGAAGGAACUGGCCAAAGUUUUGGUCCAUAGUUUGAGGCCAAUUUAAAGGCCUUUGUGUUAAUCAAAGGCAUUGAAAACAAAGUUAAUUUAACAAUUUUAUUGGAGAAAUACAAAAAACAAAAUGGCGAUUGCGAGAUAUUCAAAAUCCUUCUACACAUUGAGAUGUUUCUUGUAUUGUGUGAAAUGCGUGUGUCUCCCGUCUUAAGAAGAGCAAUAUAAAAAAAACAACAACUCACCCUACAGGAGUAGAGGAGAGCAACAGCAAACAAAACAAAAACAAAAAGUUUGUUCAAAAUUUGAUUGGUUCAUUGUGCAGUGGGCGUGUUUGUGUAUUGCCAUAUAAGGAGUACAAUUUAUUUUCCAACGGAAACCAACAUGGAGGGCGACGAGAGUAACCAAUCGUUGAUGGACGACCCACCGGGCGCCAAGAGGGCAAAGAUGGAGAUCACGGAAACAGACAGGCUGUUGAAUUUUGCCACGGCUGCUGAUGAAUUUGAGCUCAGUCUUAAACGUCAAAAAAUUCCAAGGGAUCCAAUGUCCCAUCGUAUCAUAGAGAAACGGCGCCGAGACAGGAUGAAUAACUGUCUUGCAGACUUGAGCCGCCUCAUACCCAGUAGCUACCACAAGCAGGUACCGGGGCAAGGUAGAAUAGAAAAGACAGAAAUAAUUGAAAUGGCCAUCAAGCAUAUAAAUAUGCUGCAACAGAAAGUAGAUGAUUACGAAAAAAAAAAUUCGAGGGAGGAUAAACCACAGCCAGCACCAUCUGAACGCAACUGUUGUGCCACUAAGUUCUACAUGGGUUUCAAAGAAGCUCAGGAUGAAGCCAUGAGGUUUCUUGUUGAAGUCGAGAGUGUUAAUGCCAUGGAUCCAUUUUGUAAGAAAUUUAUGAACCAUCUGGAAAACGCUAGCAAGAAAUUUAUCACUGAGCAAAUUUCACACACACCACACUUGACUGCACCACAUGGUACCAUGAACGGUGAGGUGGAGAAAUCUGAUCUGACAAGAUUAGACGGAGACAUCAGCGGUCAGCCAGCCUUCUUGCAGCAAAGGUCAAGCUUCUACUCAGCAUCAUCCAGCGGGUUUGUGUCGCAGGAUGAAAACCACAGCAGCAGCGAAAACAAAAACCGUGACCAGCACCUGCGGUCACUGCUUGGGGAACAGCAGCAUGGCAUCACUUCCUCUAAGAGUGUGUCAGAGUCUGGAUCAGGGUCUAACUGUAUGGUUCCUCUGUUUUCAUACUCCAAUCACCUGCAUGGCUUGGGGUCAACUUCUGACCAGAAUGGUAUGGGCAGCAGUGGUUAUGUGUCAGAUCUCUCCAACAUGGAGAAAACUUCCCCUAGUGGAUCAACCUCUUCAAGCGGAUCAAGUGCGUACAAGAUCAAACAAAAGCUAUUUCAAAGUUUCCUAGAAGAUGCUAAACAAGACUACACGGACAACGUUUACAAAUUCAAACACAACAUCACCAAACGAUUUUCCCAGGAGGGUCACCAUCACCACAUGCACCACCACAUGCAGCAUCAUCACCACAACCACGGGCACCCCAGCGACACCAGCUCCAGCACCAGCAGCCGCGACCUUGAAGACGACCAGAGCCAGCUGAAAUGGAAGAGCAACAAGCACAAGACCAGGCAUGCCAGCUUGGGAAACUCCAACACCAUUUACCGCAACGAUGGACAAAACGAGGGGAACAACUCUCCAAACUCGGACGAGUUCCACUCCGCCUCCGUAUCCAACGACUGCUCAAAGAGACGCCCGAACAAGUCUGGUAGCCAGGUCUCGAAUCGCAGCAAUGAAAACAACAGUUCCUCUGUUGCCCUGCCUGGGUUCAUCCUCCACCCACAAGGCACCCACUACAUGCCUAUCUCCGUGCACAACACAAACAUUGGCAGUCUGUUUGAGAACUCUGUAGAGCAUGACGGCCCACCUGUGUUCCACCCCAUUAGCAUUCCUGUCCAUUUUCGUCGUCCAGUGAUCUCCAUGCCCAACAUAACGAUCUGCACCCACAUGUCAACUCAGCGUAAGGAGAGAAACAUCCAAGAAUAGGAAAACUAAAAACAUAUUGCUGUAGUGAAAACAUAUUGUGACAAUAGAGACACAAGGGAAGAAAUUACCAAAUAUAAAAAAUUUCAAAGUUUUAAAUGCUGAAUUCAAAAUGUGACGAUCAAGAUGUUCUACGAACGUUUAAAAUACUUGGUGAUAGAAGUCCAGAAAAUUAAUUAAAAAUAGAAUGAAGAUCAAUAUUUUCAAAAUUCUUGCAGUUGCUUAAAACAUAAUUGACAGAUAAAGAUUAUAUCUUUUGUUAUACUCAGUUGUCAUCACACAUAACAUUGAUUUUAGAGCUGCGUUUAGUGGAAGGGCUAGCAUAUUUGAUUUUUCUGGUCAUGUUGACUUGCUGUUCCUUGUUGUAGAAUGUGGCACCAAAUGGAAACAACUUGCGCUAGUGUCGUUGCAGUUGCUGUUGAUCAGUGUAUUCCAUGAUACGCCAGCUGCCAACCUGUGAAUUUAGUCGACAUCAAAAUGUUUAAACUGAAAGUUGAAUUAUUUAUUGAUACCUGAGGCCUUUAAUUGUUCAAACAUUAAUUAUUGUUUGUGGUGCUUGAAUUACUUUGCUGUAUUUUCCUGGGACGUUUAGUGGUUAGGCUGUUUGCUGAAAGUGGGUGUUGGAAGAUAUAAACAGAUUUAGAAAAGAUUAACAUUCCGAUUAAAAUUUGCUGCAAGGAGGCUGAUGUCUAAUCAGGAAACUGAAACAUUGACGCUGUUUGAUAUUUUAAGUAAUGAGGAGAAUACUGUGGCUCCAUUUUUUUUUCCUAAAUAUGGUUAAUGAGGAACAAAAAUAGUUGGCUGUGAAUGAAAACAUUUGGCAGUGGUAGACAAAGAAAUCUGGAUAUCUUGAUGAAUUGGCCAGACCUUCAUGAAAGUCCAGAAAGGAAAAUAAAAAUGUGUAUAAAAUUUUCAAGCACUAGACUUGGAUGUGAUUAAGUAUCCUGCCAAUUUCAAUGUUAAGCUAUCUGUGCUCUGAUGUCUGUUGUCUGAUGAAGGUUACAAAAGUCUUAUAAAUAAGAAACAUGGUGGUGGUUGCUGAUUGGUUGAAUUAGAGAUUUUGGAAAAAUGUAAACAAACCUUAUUUGGUUGUUAGUAUCGGCAAGGGCAAAGACCAAGACAUCAGUUUAUUCAGCACAUCAAGGUCUGGUGUUCAUGUGUACAUUUACUCCUUACAAUUUCAACUCCCUUUUUUGUCCAUUCUAUAAGGUUUUAUUAUAUUUUGUAAAAUGUAUUGUAGUUGUUUUAAAAACAAAAAACUCUAAAUAUAAGGGCAUAAUUUUAUAAUCACUUAAGCAACUGGUAAGUUUCAAACUUUUUUUACAACUUUUACAACACACUUUUUUACUAAGUAUUUUAGCUUUAAAUUGUUUUAAAUUGCAAACUAUAUUUUUACUUGCAUUAUUAAUGAACAUGUUUCAUUAAUUUGCUGAAUUUAAAAAAUUUAUACUUGAUGGAUUUUUUCCAAUAAAUUUUAAAAAAGUGGCACAAAACUUGCAUAAUUUUACUCUUAAAAAAAAAAAGAACAAACUAAAAUUAAAUGCAGAAUCUUUUUAAAAUGUCUAUUUGGCUGUUUGCAAUUUAAACACUAAAGUUAAAUACAUGUUACUAAACUUGAUCAGCAGUGGCAUCAUUUUAAGGCUUGCCACAGAUUUAUUUUAAUUCAAAGGUUUUUUCUUCUCAUUUUAAAUAAAUAUAAUUCCUAGUAGGUGGUCCCCAUAACCACUCUACAACCUUAUUUUACAGGACAUUAUUGAGGUAAGGUUUUAAAAAAAAAAUUGAUCAGAAAUUAGUUUUUGCAACCACUCCAUGUUUGCUUGCUUGCUGACAUUUUCACACUCAUCCAAUGCUGUUGUUUCAUUGGAAGGAUUUACCUCAAACAGUUUUCAAGGAUAUUUUAACACAGACAAGACCAGACGAUGGAAAGCAUGAGAAAAUUUUUUUGCCGGGAUUGAAGUUAACGCUACACUUUCUCGGAGGUUUGUUAACGCGGUUGAUGUCUAUAUCUUUCAAUGUGGAAGUGAACUAUCAAGAUCUUAACAAGGGAUUAGCUGUUACUUUGUGGGAUGUUUUACAUUACAAAACAAA